Molecule: messenger RNA, 2325 nt
Organism: Botrytis porri
Lineage: Eukaryota; Fungi; Ascomycota; Leotiomycetes; Helotiales; Sclerotiniaceae
Exons: 3
Coding region: 1-2325 (774 amino acids)
Source: RefSeq, a predicted model, not a curated record
AUGAUUUCUCUUACAAACGUUCUCCAAGCUGGACGAUGGAGACCGCUAUUGGCUUUUGCAAUCCUCAUAAUAUGUCUCUUUACAAUUUCAUCUCUCAAUCACCUCCCACAGUCAUCGCUGCGACGUAGAGCAUUACAUGAUAAUCAUAUUGAAGAACGAGGUUUUUUAGAAGCGAUAAGCAGUGCUGCUGAAAAACUUAUCGGCGGAGGCAAAGGUGGAGGCGCCUUAUCGACAAUAGGAGAGCUGUUCUCCGGGAAUAUAUCAGGAAUUGUUAGUGGAUUAGCUGCAGACAUAGCUGUGCCUGCAGGAUUUCUGGGAAAUGGCCUUGCCUUGGGUGCUCUUGCCGGAAUGAUGAAUAUGUCCGUACCAACUACGAAUGCCACUGGAUUUAACUUGGUAGCGUACAAUCUUGGCUCUGGACUUACAAAGAGCUUAGUUGGAUCCGUUUCAAUGGUACCAGCUGGUGCCGAUAUGGAAGCUGCAAAAGCUGCAGCCAAUGAUCCAAUGGCUAUGCUGAUAGGAGCCGGAACAAUUAAUGGAGCCGCUCUUGCUCUCGCACAAGGUUUAGGAAGUGGAGCUUCCCAAGCAUUAAAGUUCACAGCACCAUCGCAGAAGGCUGCUUUCAAUACGAGUGGUAUCAAUGGCGCAGCUGGAAAUCUAGGCCAGGGUCUCACAUCCUCAUUUCUCUCUGGUAUCAAUACCACCAGUCUCUUCUCAAACGCAAUGCCUGGUAUCAACAUAAACGACCUGAUACAAGGAAAUGCUACUAUUCUUGGAAGUUCCCUGAGCCAACUCGCCGCCGGUGCCGGCACUGGUCUCGGACAAGGAACAACUAUUGGUCUCGGACUUCAGAAUGCAGCUACAAUGGAAAAAUCUCCCAAUGGAUCUGCUGGAGCCGUGCAAGAAUUUACUAUGGGACUUACAUCCAGCUUUUUGCAAAAUGGCACAUUGUCGAAAUUAAUGACAACAUUAAUGGGUCCAGGAAGUCUUUCGAAUGCUAUGGGUAUGGGUGAAACGGAGGCAGAUAUGAGUUCGGGCUCCUCUUCUUUUCUCGCCAAUAUGAACAUCGCUGCAGUAGCACAAGGCUUUGCAGUAGGACUUCUUGACGGAGCUGGAAAUACUCUGGCUGGAAUGUCUACACCUCCAAUGCAGACACUGAUGUUUAAUGAUUCAGUUGGUGGAGCAGCGACGGGAUUCGGUCUUGGUUUAGGUGCACAGGGUACCACACUUGUGAAGCAAGUGCUCGCAAAUCCAUCGAUCAUCUCAAAUUUUACCAUGUCAUCGACUGCCAAGCGUCAUCUCCUUCAAAGUCGAGCCAUGAUCCCAGCUUCCAGUAUAUCAGUCAUCCAACGCCGCGAAUCGGAUUCUUCUUCUGAUGACAAUUCUUUCAUCAACGCUCUCAAUUCUACAACUCUUGAUCCUAUCCUACAAAUGGGAAUCGAUACUAUCGGCUGUGCAGGUGUAGGUGGACUCGCUUCAAUUGGGUUUGGACUUUUCACAACGGGAACUAUCGAUAUCAAUCAAUUAACGGGGAUGCUCAACAUGAAUCAAGACAUUACGAAUAAUCAAACUUUCAUCCUCGAAAACGGGGGCAAUACAUAUACCAUUAAUCUCGCCAAAAUGGAUAUCCAGAUUAAUGGCAUGCCAAUCCAGAGAGCAAUUCUAUCGAUUGUUUUACAUAUCGUUUUCGCAAUCCUAACCUACUUCAUCCUCGCGCCAACAUACAUCUUAAUACACAGCACCAAGCGCGUAACAACUCUCUCCUCCCUCCCUUCUCCCUUCCCAGCCUUCAAAUCACCCCUCUUCACUACCUUCAUCCCGGCCUUCCUCUACAUCAUCUCACCAAUCCUCAUCAUCGCCACCGUCAUCCUCGGGUUCGUCAUCAAAGGAUCAUCAUCCGCAUCCCUCUCCGCCCACGGCAUCAUCGGUAUAAUCCUCCUCGUCCCCACCUUCUUCACAUUCGCCACCUCCGCCUCGGCCAUCCAACGCAAAAACCCCGGACUAAAAACCCUCUACAAAUUGAGCUUCGGCACAACAAUGAUCGUGGCUGUCUUGGUACUCUUUUCCGGAUUCGUCGAUCUUGCGAAUUAUACUUUCUGCGCAGUGCAAGCACUGCCUAUCGUGGCGUGGAUUGUUCUUGGGGGGGUUUUACUAGGGCCCAUGGGGUUGGCGGGUGGAGUUGUGGGGAUGGAGGGAUUACUUUCGAGACAGAGGGGGAAGCAAGGGGUUGAGUUGAGACCGGAUAUGCAGAAGGGGGAUGAAAAGACAGGGAGUUACUUCGAUGUUGAUGAUGAGAGAGGAAGAGUUGCUGGAGGAAAGGUGUAA